Messenger RNA from Amblyraja radiata (thorny skate), 1289 nucleotides. RefSeq names its product E3 ubiquitin-protein ligase RNF4. Gene Ontology annotation, molecular function: transcription factor binding; zinc ion binding. The transcript is spliced from 8 exons. Gene Ontology annotation, cellular component: PML body. The record is from RefSeq and is a predicted model, not a curated record. Lineage: Eukaryota; Metazoa; Chordata; Chondrichthyes; Rajiformes; Rajidae. Bases 360 to 992 code for a protein of 210 amino acids. Gene Ontology annotation, biological process: positive regulation of transcription by RNA polymerase II.
GACGUCAGGCGUCGCCCUCCCCCCCCCUGCCUCCUCGGCCGGAGGCUGCCAGGCCGCUUCCUCUCAGCCCAAUGCAUAUGUACCUCCAUGUCCUGCCCUGCUGCAUCACGUUCUGGUAGAUUGCCUCUUCUAAAGCAUUUCCAGCUUUACCAAAAAUACUGAAUUUCACUUGAAGGAGCUAAAAGGACAUUUUAAUGCCUUCUAUAAAUUAAGAAAACCUGGAGACGCUGAACCUACAGACAGCAGAAGUGUGGCUAAACAGAAUUUAAGCAUUGGGUUGGAAGACAUCCCAGGACUGUAACUGGUGAAAAGCUUUUAAUUCAUCUCAACCCUUUCCUUAAUUUUAAUUUUGGAUCACAAUGAGCACAGCUCCCAGGAAACGCAGGAUGAUACCUUCCCAGCAGGCGAGAAGGGUGCGGCGACGGCACAGAUCUGCAGAAGUGGAGGAGCCACAAGCAGACAUGGUUGAAAGUGUCCCGGCAGGUGGCGAGGUGGUUGACCUGACCUGUGAAUCCACUGAACCCGUGGUUGUUGACCUCACCAACAAUGACUCUGUGGAGAUUGUGGAUGAAGAUCUCUCCUCGACAAUCAAUCAGCCGAGUUCAGCUGAAGACCAUCCUGGCAGAACGCAGUCAGAUAGCUGCAUUCUUUGCAGUGAUGAAGAAGAUGGCAGAGCAGACGGGAGCAGCAGCCUGUCUGAUCAAAGCGAAGCAGGUGGACCUCAGGGACAACACCUUCACUCCGCCUUGUGCAACAAAGACUUGAGAUCUGAUCAAGUUGUUUACGGCAAGUCUUCCUCAGGAACCAUUAGCUGUCCUAUUUGCAUGGACGGUUACACAGAGAUUGUGCAAAGUGGGAGGCUGAUUGUCUCCACGAAAUGUGGUCACGUCUUCUGCAGCCAGUGCAUCCGGGACUCUCUCAAAAACUCACACAUGUGUCCGACCUGCAGAAAGAAACUCAACACACGCCAGUACCACCCCAUCUACAUCUGACCGCCGGUGGGGAGGGAUGGGGGUGUUUUCCUGGUGAAAUGGAUCCACCCACCUGCGCGUUGGCCCCUCCCUCGGAAUCCCGCGACGUUCUACAGCUUCCGCAGCGGGCAGGCAGGGGGCGCUCUGCGUCGGAGACCGAAGCUCGCCGCGCCGGCCGGCCGCCCGUCCCUGCCCAUCGCACCCCAUCGACUUGGUUGUGAUUUUUGUUUCUGAAUGGGGUUUGGGUGGGAGGGGGCGGGCAACGGCGGCAGGUGAGAAAUAAAGCAAAGCUCCAGCGUGCUCCAGUUGCCAAGUGAA